AUGUCUGCGUUCGAGCCAACGGAAGCGACGAGCUGCGUCCAGGUCGUCGUGCGCGUACGCCCCAUGAAUGACAAAGAGCAGAAGGGAAACACCCUUCCUGUCGUCACAGCAAGCACAGAGAAGAAGGAGGUCACGGUGAUUCGUGGGGCUGGAAACCGCCAGCAGCGCACGACUUACAACUUCGACGACGUCCUGACCUCCUUCUCCACGCAGCAGGAGGUCUUCGAUACCACCAUUGCGCCCAACAUUCUCGAUGUCCUCGAAGGCUUCGAAUGUACCAUGUUCGCUUACGGUCAAACCGGCACAGGCAAGACCCACACGAUGGAAGGAGACCUGUCGAGUGAGAACAACCGUGGUGUGAUCCCCCGAGCCGCGCAUGCGAUCUUCGAGAGGCUCAAGACAGAGCAGUAUGUGGAGUCGUCUGUCUCCGCCUCAUACCUGGAGAUCUACAACGAGGAGCUGGCAGACCUUCUGGUCGAUGACGGGAAGGAUGUGAAGCUGCAGAUCUGCGAGGACACGAGGCCGCGAGGGAAGGGGAUCUUCGUGCACAACCUGUCUGAGACGAUCGUCACGUCGGCUGAGGAUGUUCUCAGGCUGAUGCAGAAGGCUCAGGAGAGGAGGAGGGUGGGUGAGACGAAGAUGAACAAGCAGUCUUCCCGCAGCCACUGCCUCUUUACCCUCAAGGUGCAUUCCAGGAAGAAGGUUGACGACUCUGGCUCCAUCAUGGAGUGUACUGGGAAGCUUCACCUGGUCGACCUUGCCGGGAGUGAGUGCGCAAAGACGGCAGGAUCGGAGAACGCGCAGAAGGAGCGAGAGCGAAAGAACAUCAACCAGUCCCUCCUCACCCUUGGCCGCGUCAUCAGCGCCCUGAGGGAGGGGCACGUUCAGAGGAUCCCCUACAGGGACAGCAAGCUGACCCGCCUGCUGCAAGAGUCUCUAGGGGGCAAGUGCAAGACCGUGAUCAUUGCCACCAUCUCCCCCUCCGUGCUAGCAGUGGAUGAGACGCUGUCGACGCUCAACUACGCGCAGGCAGCGCACGGCAUCCAGAACAAGCCCGUGGCAACGAGCUACCUCAAAAUCGGAGACGCGGAGAGGAAGAGGCCCGAGAGCGCCAGCAACGCCCACAGCACGGGAACAUCAGUGCAGGACUGGAACCAGAUGGAGUGCAGGCUGCAGUACAUGCAGGCUGAGCUCGAGGAGGCCCAGGCGGCACUGAGCCGGAAGCAUCAGCAGCAGCAGAUCAUCAUCGACCGAGCUGAGAACGCGGAGAGAGAG
This is a messenger RNA of Guillardia theta CCMP2712, 1275 nucleotides long. RefSeq lists its product as hypothetical. Lineage: Eukaryota; Cryptophyceae; Pyrenomonadales; Geminigeraceae. The record is from RefSeq and is a predicted model, not a curated record. Gene Ontology annotation, molecular function: plus-end-directed microtubule motor activity; ATP binding; microtubule binding. The transcript has a single exon. The annotation marks the transcript as partial. Gene Ontology annotation, biological process: microtubule-based movement.